AUGAAGCCUAAACGCCUCGUGGAGACGACGGACGAAGGCCAGGACGAGAGCGGAUACCGCCGGCAGGCUUGGCCGAAGAACUACGUGCCGUUAGAGGAGAGUGAAAAUCAGGAGAAGAGGCAAGAAGCACGAGAGGAGAAGAAAGCCAAGAAGAAAGAGAAGUACAAAAAAUACAAAAAGAGCGUGAGGAAGGCGCUGCACUUCAGUUGGAAGUGUCUGAUGUUGGGACUUCAGAAUUUCACAGUGGGGUACUCUACACCCCUCAGUGCAGCCGCCACACUCGUCCCCGAGUACAGAAGAGCAAAGCAAAAGCACUGAGAGAACGAGACUGAGCAAUAUAUCAGCACACUAUCUUUCGAUAUACUAAGCAUCUUGCAAUGUUUUGUUUAUAGAUCUGUUAUAGACGAAAAGACUCUUCUUUUGGGAUCAUAACUGGCAACCUGGAGCAAAAUAAGUGACCCACAACGUUCUUCAACUGAUGUGUGUGUGUGUGUGUUGGGGGGGGGGGGUCAUCCACUACAAUACACAUGGCUGCAAGAAACUGAUUUUAAUCUUAUUGAACUACACAUUAUUGAUUUUGGGGCUGUGGGUAGCGCAGUUGCCUCAAAGUAAGAAGAUCCUGGGUUCAAUUCCCCGGCUGGGUGGCCAGGGUCCUUUCUGUGUGGAGUUUGCAUGUUCUCCCUGUGUCAGUGUGGGUUUCCUCUGAACACUCUGGUUUCCUUUCACAAGUUUAAAGUGUGAGUUUGUGUGUGUGUGUGUGUGUGUGUGUUUGAAUAAAUCUGACCCUCUGGACCCAGGAUAAUGUACUGAUGAGCUCUCCCAUCUUUAGUGUGAACCUCAACCUUCACUUUGUUUAAAUUUGUGUGUAAGUAGUAAAAUAAAUGUGAAACGUAAAGAUUCAGAUGAUGUUUUUAAUGAUCAGUUGAUUGUAGGUGAAAUGUGAGGAUUAAGCAUGUCAGUGGUGUGUGGAUAUCUAUACAGAAGCUGCAGAGGGAUUUUAAAGAGCAGAAAGAAGCAGCCAUAACAGGAUGGGUGUUUUAUUUCAGGAUUGUUUGAUGGGUGUUUAGUGAGGUUUAAGGUGUUGGCACAUUGUGGUAUUUCCGGCUGAGAAAAAUACUGUAUGUUCAUAUGUAAACAUGAAAUAAAACACAGGA
Trichomycterus rosablanca is the source of this 1154-nucleotide messenger RNA. RefSeq lists its product as uncharacterized. Bases 1 to 318 code for a protein of 105 amino acids. The record is from RefSeq and is a predicted model, not a curated record. Lineage: Eukaryota; Metazoa; Chordata; Actinopteri; Siluriformes; Trichomycteridae. The transcript is spliced from 2 exons.